CUGAAAAAAUACAUUUCGCAGGCGUCUUUAACGAUCAGAACACUUCGCCAAUUCACCUGUGUGAGUGGGUUUCCGGAUGUAACAGCUUUGUAAAAAAGUCACAAAAAAGUUUGACGAACGCAUGGCAAAGAAUCCAACUUCUAAUGAGAAAAUACUGAGAGCGCGCUCGAGAUUAAAGUGGUCUUAUCCCGUCUUUCUGGUUGUGACUUUGUCGUCAUAAGACCAAUUUCAGGAUGAAUGGACAACUCGGCAAUACUUAAGAUAAAAAUUAUACCCAUUAUAAGGCUUACGCAAGCCUGGAACCAAGGGCUUAUUUAAGAAACAUUAAGUAGGAGGUACAGCCCACAAAAAGCUGAGGAAAAUUGACAUGGUGUAAAAAGGGUACAGUGCACUUUAACCAGAAGAGACAAAGAAGAAUUGUUUCGUUCGGGCACAAUCUAUUCUUGAUUAUCUUUGGUUCGGAUAAUUUAUGCUCCGACUUUCCGGAUCUAGGAAGCACUUCAGAUAUAAUCAUGUAUACAACAUUCUAAGCAACCAUGUGACCGUGUUGUUGUCAUUAUCAAGUUCUUUUCAUGGAUCAAGUCCUUCUCAUAUAUCCCUCGCGCAUGCGUCUCUCACUACUUGGCGCGUGAGAUAGCGUUUUCGUUUUCAUAAAUGUCAAUAGAGACGAUCGAACAAGAGAGAGAAACAUGGAGGUACGGUGCUACCAGAAGAUAAUAUGGAUUUUAACUGUUCUCAACUUCGUCAUCCAUUCCAGCCAAACUGAUCAAGAAUUCCCACCGACCCACUUCACUGAGAACCCCGUCGGCAGUACAGUUCUAGAAGGCACAACUCAAACUCUGAAAUGUCAGGCCAACGGGAAACCCUCCCCGCUGUACUCGUGGUACAGAAAUGGUCAAAUAUUCGUAAAGAACACCACCGAUCCAUCCACGAAAGUCUACGGGAUCAAGCUCUCGGAGGCCGGGGAAUAUCACUGUGUCGCGAAGAAUAGAUUGGGCGCGGUCCUCAGCAGAAGGGUCAACGUCCAUGUUGCUUACAUGAACGCGUUCCUAACGAAAAUCGACAGAACAAUCAGGGUGAACCAAGGUGAUGCCGUACUCGUAAAAUUGCAACCUAUCGACGGGUACCCCACCCCAGAGAUUACAUGGCUCGAGGGCGACACCCCUCCUCCCCGAAAUGCUCGGUAUCACGAGACCCAGAACGGGGACUUCGUCAUCCUCGAGUCCAGGUUAGAAGACGACAACAUGAUUCUACGCGCUCAAGCUGACAAUCUGUUCACCAAGACGAGGGUGGAUUCGCCUGCAACUACUGUCAGAAUACAGCACGUUGGUAGCGCUUACAGUCACAUUCCACCCAAGUUCAUCGUCCCUCCAGAAGAUACGAUAGCGAGAAUCGGAGACUGGUCUACAAGUCUUGAAUGUGUCAUUAACGCCAGGCCAAUCGAACACCUGACAAUCCACUGGUACAAGAAACGAGGCAGGAAUCGUCUGCUAAUCGAAUCCGACUUCAAAUACAAAGUCGAAAACUACAACCGUGUGUUGACCAUUAAGCACCCUGGGGCACUAGACGCUGGCGUCUACGAGUGCGAAGGGACACUUAUGAUUCCAGGAGGACCGCAGUACACCCCUGUCUCGCUAAAGGCUCAGCUUGAUGUCUACUCUGCCCCAGCUCUGGUGAAGGAGUCCCCCACCAACAUGAGCAAACGGACAGGAGAUGAGGUCAUCAUUGACUGUCCCGUCGACGCCUUCCCUAAACCAUCUGUGGCCUGGUACAAGAAUGGUCUGGCACUGUCUGUUGGCUUGGGGACAAGAUUCAAUGUUUUGGAAAAUGGCAGUCUUCGGGUGGAGUCUGUUGAUCGGGAUGACGCUGGCGUCUACCAAUGCUUUGCCCUGAAUAUCGCUGGGGAAGUGGACUUUGUCACAGCACUGCGGAUAACAAUGAGGACUAAAAUCGCCCUUCCGCCUAGGAACCUUAACGUCCUGAAGGGACAAACAGCGAUACUCAGAUGCGGAGUUGCACACGCCUACCACAUCAAGAUCAAAGUGGACUGGUUCCAUAACAAAGCUCCUGUUAGGUUACACGAUCCAAGGAUCAGGAUAUUGAAUGAUGGAACUCUUCGCAUCUUCACCAUCAGGUCGGACGAGUCCGGGAAUUAUACGUGUAAAGUCCACUCGGUCACCGGGAAUGACACCAGGAGUGCAGUCAUAAGAGUCCUCAGUCUCCCUCAAUCUCCCACUAUCGAUUCCGUGUCGAUAAGCAAAGACUCGGACAGGAAGAUCAACAUAAAAUGGACGCCCGGAUCAGAUGGCAACAGUGCCAUUAAAUACUUCAUCAUCCAGUACAGGGCAGUUCCAAGGGUUCGUCAUGGCUUCAUGGGAGUCUGGGAAGGAUGGCAACCGCUAGCUUCACCCAAAGCCGACACCUUUACCAACAACAACUUCGUGUACACGGCCGAGGACCUGAUCCCUGGGAAGACGUACCAGUUCCACAUCAGCACAGUCAACAGAAUUGGUGAAGGAAGACCCAGCCGAGCCAGUAGGACUAUCACUCUACCCCCUUAUGAUGAAACAGAUAUACUUGAGAGCGCGGUGAAUGGGCCAAGAGCCAAUCAGAUUACGAACCAGAAAGGCUACCAACCCAACCCACCAAAACCCAGCCGCAUUCUCUCAACGACAAGUAGAAAAAAUACUUCUCUGACAGUGACGACAGAAAAACCGAAACAGGAAUUGUCAAACAGCCUUGUCCUACAAAGUGACCAACUCAAAGCACUGAUGGAGGUGUUGACCUUGAGCAAGGAGAAACUGGAAUUGGAGAAGGAAAAGCUCAACAUUGAAAUGCAUGUUCUACGAAUGAAACAGAGGACGAUGAUAGAGAACCGACGACAGGGAUCAAUUAGCGUCAACUGCUUCGGCCACAGGAAGGGGGAAUAUCUAAACGAUGAGGGGCAUGACGAGGAUAAAGGAACAUCAUGAAUUGGAAUGCAGUCCUUGCUUCAAUCGCAGCAGGAAAAGACAUUUAAAGGGACAGUAGUGCAGGAAAGCACUUAAGUUGUGGAAAGAUUCCUUCUUCAACCAAGAAUCAGUGCCAAAGAUCUCAUCUCUGAUCAUCUCUCAUGUUCAACAGGGUGUCCCAAAAGAAUUUUGCCUAACUUUGAGUAGUGUAUGUAAUAUGAUAAAGGAACUUGUGCCAUUCAACAAGCAUGGCGAGUCAAAUCAAAUCUUGCAAAAUCUUGGCCUACUUGGUUGUGACCAAACCAACAAGUAUCAAGUAUCCAAAAUGAUGUUGGAAAAACCUGAGGUGUGAUGAAACAACUACCGCUUCGGUCAAGUUUUUGAGACACCCUGCUUACACCACCAAACCUAAUUCAUAGCAAGAGAAAAUAAAUAAUAUUUGUACAGUUUGUGAUGUAGACAUACUAAGUGAUAAACCCGUGUUGAUCCCCCCUCCCCCGAUUGUUCUCGACAUCAGUAUGUCCAGUACAGAUGUAAUAUGGUAGGACAUGUAGAAUGGCAUGGACAGUUGAUGUACUACGUAGUAAUGCAAAUAAGUUGUAACUCAGGACAAUGAGAAUAUGAGUCUCAAGCUGUAUGUUUAUUGUCGAAUGUUGUGUAUAUAAUGACAUGUGUUUUAGUUUUAUGUCCCUUGUAGAUAUAGCCAUAUUCACUUCAUCAUAACAUAGUUGUCCAGAUAACGAAUUUUGGUUCUUUAUUGUUUAGAUGAAAAUUUUAUCAAAAAACAUUCAAAAUAUACACAGCAGCUACCCAGCUGGCUUUAAAUUUGUAAAACAAUUGGAUUGGGAGGCUAUAGGCAAAACUCGGGUGGGCCAGAUUCAAUUUCACAAAGACUGAUCAGUGUUUCUAAUCUCACAGUACAUAGCCACAAUUCAUGCUUGUACGAGGAAUAUGUUCGUAAUACCCAGUUCCCUAACUGUGCAAAUUAAACACCAGGAGACUACCAAACGGGACCCCUGGGUUCUGCCUGUAGUCGUCCUUUAAGCCAAGGAGAUAUGGUAGCUGCUCACUGUCCCAUCGAAAAAAAACCCUGUUUCAAUUCUGCAGCAGACAAUCGUUUUAACAAUGGCUACCUUUGCAUUUUGAUAGGUCAACAUUAUUAUUGUAACUGCAUGUUCCUACAUGUACUGAAGGACAGGAACUGGUAGUGGUAUCCUGUACUUCAAUUAAGUAAUCAUGCCACAAAAUUAGAAAUAAUAAUUACCACAGUAGCCGUUCUAAUUAUAAUUUUUUGUCUGCAAGAGAAAGCACUGGGGUAAAUCGCUCACUCUUUUCACAGAUGGUGUGCCAUUAUGUUCAACAGGUUGUUCCUUGGCCGAUAAUGACCCACUCUUCACAAACGGUGUGCUUACGUUACACAGGAAUAUCAUGUACAUGUGCCUUUAAUUGCUGCAAUCUGCUUAGCCAGGGUUAUCAAAGGUGACACCAUUCAGCGCCAGUGUUUUUCAAGAGGAAACAACAAAUUAUUAUCAGACGGCACUGUGACAACACAGACUAUGCAACACACUACCUUCAUUGGCAUAAAAAUAUUUGUACAAAUGACUUGUUCACAUUGUGAAUAAAUAUAGAACACUUAAAGGUAGAUUAUUAAA
This is a messenger RNA of Lineus longissimus, 4603 nucleotides long. Its product is annotated as protein sidekick-like. The coding region runs from base 690 to 2972 and encodes 760 amino acids. NCBI's taxonomy places the organism in Eukaryota, Metazoa, Nemertea, Pilidiophora, Heteronemertea, Lineidae. Gene Ontology annotation, molecular function: protein binding. The transcript has 12 exons. The record is from RefSeq and is a predicted model, not a curated record.